AUGUAAUCGCUGUGAUCACCAAAACAAAUUGAAAUUCUCGGAAUUUUUGACUAUUGUUAGUAGAUUUUAUAUAACCAAAACACAGUGCGGUCGACGUCAUGGUAGUAUUCAACGUUGAAAUAUGAGAGUAUCAAAAUCCACCAUAGGAAUUUUCAUAUCAAUGAUAUUGUUAUCAAUAUUCCUUGCCAAUGUUUUAAAUUUACUGAGUACCGAUGCUCUUGCAGCCAAAGAUUUCUCCAACGAUGAUUUUAUACAAGUUGGCGAUUCGUUUGACCACUUGAUAUGGUUUUUACAGAUCUCUGACAUUCACAUAAGUAUAUUUAGGGACCCAAGCAGGAUUACUCAGUUCAGAGAGUUCUGUCACUACACUGUAAAUGCUGUCGAGCCUAGUCUUGUCUUAGCAUCUGGCGAUCUAACGGAUGCUAAGACAAGUGAUGCCAUAGGUUCUGAGCAGUUUGAGGACGAAUGGAAACAUUACAGGGGUAUUUUAGAUGAGACUAAAGCUAAAGAAAAGACUGUUUGGUUAGAUAUUAGAGGCAAUCAUGAUAAUUUUAACGUCGCUGGUCCCGAUUCGAAGCAAAACUUUUUCACCAACUACUCGGUCCAGGGCAAAGCUCACCCGCGUUCCUACAUGUACCAGCUUCGAGAAGGCGGCGAAUUGUACACUUUUAUAGCGGUCGACGCGUGUUUGGAACCUGGCCCGAAGCGACCGUUCAAUUUCGUGGGAAUUCUGGAUCAACCGGAAGUCGACGAGAUAAACGAGCUCGUGAAAAAAACCAGGGCGUCCGGUAGCAACUACACGGUGUGGUUCGGGCAUUUUCCGACGUCCUGUACCCUGACGGUCGGCGAAAAAAACGCGCGGGAUUUGAUCGGACAGCUGGAUUCCGGUUUGGUGUACGUUUGCGGGCAUUUGCACAAGCUGGGGGGGAUCGUGCCCAAAAUGUAUGCCAUGCAGAAAGCAGGGUUUUUGGAGUUGGAACUGGGAGACUGGAAGGAGAACAGAGUAUAUCGACUUAUCGCAAUAGAUCAUGGAUUAUUAUCGUUCGUUGAUCAACACCAUAAUCAGUGGCCUUUGGUUUUGAUAACAAAUCCGAAAAAUGCACUCUUCUUCAAUCCUCAGAAAGAAAAUUUGAUGAAUAUUAAACAUUCAACGCAUAUAAGGGUUUUGGCAUUUUCCCUAGACAAAAUUACCUCGGUUAAAGUAAGAGUGAACAGAGGCGCUUGGAUAGAAUGUGCUAACAAAAAAGGGCCUCUUUAUGUGGUGGAAUGGAACCCUCUGGAAUAUAAUGUGGGCAUCCACAACAUAGAGGCCGAGGUCAGGGAUGUCAACGGGCGAAAAACAAUUGAAUCGCAACCUUUUGCAAUUGAUGGCAGUAGGCUUAGUUUCAGCUUUUUACCAAAGAUGACCCUGAUGACAAAUGCCAGUGCUAUGUUUAGAGCGAUGUUUGCCGCAAUGAUAAUAGCCUCUAUUGUUCCUUUAAGUAUAUUGAAGUAUCUUAACGAAUUAGUUGCAGUUGGUAAAAUGACGAAACCAAAACUUCACGGCUGCGGUAGAGCCUGGUUGAGGAGGUUAUGGCUUCUUUCGACUGUUAAUAGACUGUUUUGGCCUAUGAUUUUGUACCCAGUGUACCUGAUUAUUGGGCCCUGGUCUAUUGGGUAUCUAGUUGAGGACCAUAUAGGGGUUAUUUUUGCCUGGGGUAUUUUCGUGAAUGGGGCAUACCUACCUGGGUCUUUUACAUACGCAUAUGGAUUUAUACAGCUUGUCACAUUUCAAGUACCCCUAACUCUAAUACUGGCCAAAGCUGUUGAUCACAGAUUCAAGGUUCUACUGUUAAAACCUCCAAGAAAAGAAUCGCUUAUUUGCGCAGGGUUGAGACACUUACCUUUCGCCCUUAUUUUUACAAUGCAAGUAAUAAUGGCCUAUCUUUUCUGGUUGGCGUAUGGCACCAUGGCCUUUUUCCUUGGGCCUCUGAGAACUUGGUCUAUUAUUUUGGCGCUAUUUUUGUACUAUGAAGCGUUGUUUUUGCCAGAAAAAUGUACCAGAAAGGCUUCGUUCAUUUGGAUCGUCAAGGUCGAGCCUCCGGUUUUGACAGACGACAGAAACAGUACAACAUCGACAAACGUCAUAAAUAAGUAAAGACCAAAAAAAUACGGCUCCCCAAAAAUCUAUACAUUUAUUCAAUACUCAUUGUGAUAGAAUCAAUAACCCUAUGUAAUGAUUUUAAAAUAUUUUGUAGAUAUUCUAAUAUUUUAUUGUUUUUAAGACUUGCUCGUAUUUAGUUUUUUGUUUUUUUUUAUAAUUUUACAGGUAAGUAGCUUUGGAGUUGUAUAUUCCGUUUUAUGCUGCCAAUUAAUUUUUAAGACAUUUUAACACUGGUCAACAAAAUAUCUGGCAACACUUUGAACUUAAAUUUUGGUGACCAGGGUAACUUUAAAUAUCUUCCAUUGUUUUAUGAGUUCCUAUUUUAUUCCACAGAUUUUCUUUUAAAUUGUGUUGUAUUUAAUUUACCAAAUAUAUUUAUGUUUAUAUUUAUUUAACUGAUGAUAUAUAUUCCUAGUUUAUAAAACAGCAUUUAGCUGAUAUAUAUACUCACCGGCAAAAAAAGCGGCUAGAACGUCAAUA
Molecule: messenger RNA, 2623 nt
Organism: Brassicogethes aeneus
Lineage: Eukaryota; Metazoa; Arthropoda; Insecta; Coleoptera; Nitidulidae
Source: the annotation of a GenBank genome assembly